GCGAAGAGGCCGCUACACCGUGAAGACGAGCGUGCAGACGGAGUCUAGCCCACACUUUUAUCUCUUCACUUCAUAAACUCACACGUUGUUGUUGUUUUUUUUAAACCCGCUCCAUUUCGAUUGCUUUUUCUUUUUUACGUCCAAUUAUUCGCAGUCGCUGAGUGAUUAUCCCCGUGUUCCGCCACCACGGCUCCCCCCCGCCCGUGAGCCCGUGAGCAGCAGCCAUGUCGGGAGUAGUGCGAGGCCCCGCCGGGAACAACGACUGCAGGAUUUACGUGGGGAAUCUCCCCCCGGACAUCCGCACCAAAGACGUGGAGGACGUAUUCUACAAGUACGGGACAAUUAGAGAUAUCGACCUGAAGAACAGGAGAGGGGGGCCGCCUUUCGCCUUCAUCGAGUUUGAAGACCCCAGGGAUGCUGAUGAUGCGGUCUAUGGACGUGAUGGCUACGACUAUGAUGGCUACAGGCUGCGUGUGGAGUUUCCUCGGAGCGGUCGAGGCUCCAGAGGCGGUUUUGGAGGGAUCGGUGGAGCACCCAGGGGGAGAUACGGCCCACCGUCCAGACGCUCCGAGUACAGGGUUGUUGUGUCAGGUCUCCCCCAGAGCGGCAGCUGGCAGGACCUGAAGGACCACAUGCGGGAGGCUGGCGAUGUGUGUUACGCUGAUGUUUACAGAGAUGGAACCGGAGUUGUAGAAUUUGUACGGAAAGAGGACAUGACCUAUGCUGUUCGAAAACUGGACAACACCAAAUUCCGCUCACAUGAGGGAGAGACUGCUUACAUUCGUGUGAAAUUAGACGGUCCCCGCAGCCCAAGUUACGGAAGAUCGCGCUCCCGCAGCCGUGGUAGCCGGAGCAGGAGCCGGAGUCGCAGCGCCAGCCGCAGUCGCAGCAAUUCCCGUGGUCGUGGCAGAGGAUCUCCCCGCUACUCUCCUCGUCACAGCCGCUCUCGUUCCCGUUCCUAAAUCUUACUACCGUUGAUGUUUUGCCCUUUUGGUGUAUUCCCUCCUGUUUUUACCUCUUAUGAGUUUCUCCAGAUGUCAGCUACUUUUUUUUUCCUUUUUUUUCUUCCUAUGUCCCGAUGUCCUUGUGGAUAAUCUUGGUAUGUAGUACCCCCCCUGUCCCCUCCCAGCUUCCCCCCUCCUUCUCCAACUGCUUUGACCUUUUGUUUUAUCCCUUUUGUCCCUUCUAUCCCUCCGUCAUGGGUUUUUUUUUUUUUGUUCUGCAAUAUUAUAAAUUGUGCUGUGUUGAACUUCAAAAAUGUUGAGCUGUUUUAUAAAUGACACUCAAUGUUUUUGCAAGUAUUGAAAAUUGAAAAGGUUUUUUAUUUUUAUUUUUUAGUAGCUUCUCUUUGGAUAUAUCGGGUGGGCUGGUUUUGCUGGGAAGCCCAAUGUUUAACUGUAUUUUACCCUUGUGUCUUCCUUUAGACAUCUGAGGAGAAGGAUUAAAGUGAUUUGGAAUAAAACCAUUGUGGAGCACAUUUCAUUUGUAUGGUCAGGAUAGGACAUCUAGGAGGAAUGAGGUCGAGGCAAUGGUAUGCUUCAUAUUCCAUCAAUUGGAUAUUUAGAUAGGUUGCUAUGUCAUGCAUGUCAUUUACCAAAGCCACAAGUGCUGUACUUUUGUUAUAUGGACAGUCUUUUAACAUGCUGUCACGGCAUGUGACAGAAUUAUCGAUCCUAAGUCAAGUUCUGUGAUACAAGUGUAACGCCUUUGCUGUCGAUGUAAAAUCAGAAUCACUUUGUUGUGAAAACCCCCACUUUAAUGUCCUCUAUGGUAAAAAUGUCUUUUUUAUGUAGGGGAGUGUUAGUUUUUGUGCUCAGUGGCUUUUUUUUUUUUCUCUAAUUCCUUGAUCUGACAUAAGUACUCAACGUGGAAAAAAUUAGGCCCAAGAAUCUUGACAUUUUAUUCUAACAGUCUGCCUCUGAUUUUCUUCCUGGUAUUUCAAGGUUUUGAUUGGAGGAGUGGAUCCCAAUCCUUGGAGCUGGAUGGGUGGAUCGAUUAGGGAAGGGAUAGGCAAGGAUGGAUGCUCGGAACGGGAGCACAUUUCGAGGAUUCAAAUGAGUUGAUUACAGAACUAAUUAACAGAAGUCCCAGAGCAACUUUUUUUUUUUUCUCCAUUAUAGGCCCCCCCGCCUAUAUUUUUAAAGUUUUUCAGUGAUAAUGGCUUUAUUGUACGAGAAAACGAAACAGACGACCAGGAAGUUGGAUCAAAGGAUGGAGUCGUAGAUGCCUGGUAGGAGGGAAGUUGGGAGGGGGUUUAAUCUGGGAGUAGUUUUGACUUAUUGUGUUGAAUUUCUCUCUUUCUCUUAGCAUUUUCAAUAAAAGACUUAAAAACAAAGGACACUUCAGUUUGUUUUCUUUUAUUUCUACCACAAACCCAACUAUGACUCCAACCCUGUUAAUGUAUUUUCUGACA
Messenger RNA from Cololabis saira (Pacific saury), 2413 nucleotides. It is a transcript of the gene srsf1a, whose product is annotated as serine and arginine rich splicing factor 1a. Gene Ontology annotation, cellular component: ribonucleoprotein complex; nucleus; cytoplasm. The transcript has 4 exons. NCBI's taxonomy places the organism in Eukaryota, Metazoa, Chordata, Actinopteri, Beloniformes, Belonidae. Gene Ontology annotation, molecular function: mRNA binding. Bases 225 to 962 code for a protein of 245 amino acids. The record is from RefSeq and is a predicted model, not a curated record.